This is a messenger RNA of Mirounga angustirostris (Northern elephant seal), 19946 nucleotides long. RefSeq names its product cadherin 13 (gene CDH13). The record is from RefSeq and is a predicted model, not a curated record. Gene Ontology annotation, cellular component: plasma membrane; adherens junction; catenin complex. Lineage: Eukaryota; Metazoa; Chordata; Mammalia; Carnivora; Phocidae. Gene Ontology annotation, molecular function: cadherin binding; calcium ion binding. Gene Ontology annotation, biological process: multicellular organism development; sprouting angiogenesis; cell-cell adhesion mediated by cadherin. Bases 147 to 1058 code for a protein of 303 amino acids. The transcript has 8 exons.
GCCCCGCCCCGUGGCCCCGCCCCCGUGUCUCGCGCCUUGGCGCGUCCCGGGAUCUCGGCGCGUCACUUCAGGGAGCCCUCGCCUCCCGGAGGAGCUCGGGUUGCCAAAAUGAGCCGAAAUCUGAAAAUUGCUCAGUAGGACCAGGCAUGGGGCUUUUCAUGUGGUUUCACUUGCCAAUAACCACUCUCUUGAUAACUGUGCUGCUGCUAACAUCUGCAGAAGAUUUGGACUGCGCGCCUGGAUUUCAGCAGAAAGUGUUCCAUAUCAAUCAGCCAGCUCAGUUCAUCGAGGACCAGGUGAUUCUAAACUUGACCUUCAGUGACUGCAAGGGAAACAACAAGCUACACUAUGAGGUCUCAAGCCCAUACUUCAAGGUGAACAAUGAUGGCAGCUUAGUUGCCCUGAAAAACAUAACUGCGGUAGGCAAGACUCUGUUCAUCCACGCCCGGACUCCCCAUGCAGAAGACAUGGCAGAACUUGUGAUUGUCGGGGGGAAAGACAUCCAGGGCUCCUUGCAGGAUAUAUUUAAAUUUGCAAGAACUUCUCCUGUCCCAAGACAAAAGAGGUCCAUUGUGGUAUCUCCCAUUUUAAUUCCAGAGAAUCAGAGACAACCUUUCCCAAGAGAUGUUGGCAAGGUAGUCGAUAGUGACAGACCGGAAGGGUCCAAGUUCCGGCUCACUGGAAAGGGAGUGGAUCAAGAGCCUAAAGGAAUUUUCAGAAUCAAUGAGAACACAGGUAGCGUCUCCGUGACACGGACCUUGGACAGAGAAACGAUCGCUACUUAUCAGCUAUUUGUGGAGACCACUGAUGUCAGUGGCAAAACUCUCGAGGGGCCAGUUCCUCUGGAAGUCAUUGUGAUUGACCAGAAUGACAACAGACCCAUCUUUCGAGAAGGCCCCUACAUUGGCCAUGUCAUGGAAGGAUCGCCAACAGUUACAGAGGCUGAGAAUUCCCAAGCUCUGCAGUCAGCAAGCUGGAGACCCAGGAGCACUGAUGGUAUAGUUCCUGUCCAGAAGCCAGGAGGCUCGAGAUCCAAGGAGGGCGAUGUUUCAGUGUGAAUGUAAAGGUGGGAAAAGACCACUGUCCCAGCUCAAAGCAGUCAGGCUGGAGGAGAAGGAGUGCCUUUUUUCUCUGCUUUUCUGUUCUAAUCAGGUGUUCAGUCGAUUGGCUAGGCCCCACCACUUUGGGGAGGGCAAUCUGUUCUACUCUGUCUAUUGAUUCAAACAGUAAUCUCACCCAGAAACCCCCUCACAGACACACCCAGAACAAUGUUUGACCAAACGUUUGGGCACCUCGUGGCCCAGUCAGGUUGACACGUAAAAUUAACCAUCGCCAUGUUGGAGGCAGAAUGUUGACCUUGACCCCAUGACCUCCACCCCCUGGUCUUACCCCUGCGCUUAUGUUGCCUUAACACAGCAAGAGAUUUUGUCAAUGUAAAUAAAGUUAUUAAUCAGCUGACAUUCAAAGAGGAAGUCUCCUAGAUUCUCCACGUGGAUCCAGUUAACCCCCUGAGCCCAUAAAAGCAGAAGAACGAGGCAGGAGAGUAAGAAGAUGCAGCAGAAGAGGGAAGUUUGAGAGAGCAGGCAGAGCCUGGUGCAGACAGUUCCAAAGCCCGAGAAGGACUCAAGCUGUUGUUGGCUUGAGGAUGGGGUUGGGCCGCAUGGAAAGCGUGAGAAGGAAAUUCCUUCUGCCGACACCCUGAAGAUGCUUGGGAAGGAUUUUCCCCAGAGCCUAUGGUAAGGAAUGUAGCCCUGUGCACACCUUGAUUUCGGCGGCUUGAGACCCACAUGAGCCCCGCCGUGCCCGCACCUCUGACCCACAGACACUGUGAAGCCGCUACUUGGUUACAGCAGAAGUAGAAAAGGCACACGGUAUCCACAUCCCAGUCCCUUCCAUGUCUGCCGCUGAUGAGCAAAGUGGCUUUUCCCAAGAAUGAAAACCGAAAUAGCCAAACCGAGGACCGAACUCAAGAGAAACACACAAAUUCACAAACUGUCUUAACAGCUGUCCAAAGUUCAAUUUCAAAUGAAUUACUAACUUAACGUUUUCAAGUAUUCCCGGCAUCAACAUCGUUCUUCAGUGAAAACCGCAUCACAAACAACUUUCAGGACGUGUUUAGCCACACAUGCAAAUGAAGCUUCUGUAAUUAUUAAUUCUUUGAAUAGUCACAUGAUGCCACUAAUCACAGCGAACCGUCCUUCGCAGAGGCCAUGCCGAUGGCAUUGAGAGGCUUUUCGGACGAGUCCCCGGGCCCGCUCAGCUUUCAGAAGUAACUUUGCCGCCAGUCACCUCGCUUUCCCAGAGCAGGUGUGUUUCUCAAGCUGCUGCAAUUUGAUGAGGACACGAACACAGAAAACAGCCUCAUCCCCGCAAUCGGGAUCGGCUGCUAUGUUAAUGCCGUUCAGCGAAACCUUCCAUGACCGAUGUCACGGCAGUCCCUGGCCUCAGCUUUGUGCAGCUUUUCAAUGUCUCCCUGGACGCUCUCCUGCGAGACACAUGUGGAAUGGGUGUGUUGGAAGGAACCCCUGCUGAUCGGCCCCUUAACAUCCUUGUUUAGGAACACAACCUCUCCCGGCCUGUCUCCCCUUCCAGAAUCCCAAGGAUGUCUGAAUCGUGGAUCGGACACGGCGACAGCGUGACUCUGUUGGGCGUGCCCCGUACACCGACGUGAUCAAGAAGACAGACAUGUGGGGCACCUGGGUGGCUCAGUCGUUAAGCGUCUGCCUUCGGCUCAGGUCAUGAUCCCAGGGUCCUGGGAUCGAGUCCCAUGUCCGGCUCCCUGCUCGGCGGGAAGCCUGCUUCUCCCUCUUCCUCUCCCCCUGCUUCUGUUCCUGCUCUCACUAUCUCUCUCUGUCAAGUAAAUAAAUAAAAUCUUUAAAAAUAUAUAUUAAAAAUAAUAAUAAUAAAAAAAAAAAGAAGACAGACACGUGCCCCUUCACCCAGCACAUUUUAUGCCAACACUUAGCACACAUUUGGCCACCAGCAUGCUUAGUCCUUAGUCAUUUGCUUUUCUUUUGUUUUUUUAAUAUAUGACAGCUCUACCACAGUAUAAUUAACAAUAUAAUUACAACUCACCCGUUUAGAGUGUGUAGUUCCGUGUUUUGUGGUAGACCCAUCGUUGUGCAGCUGUGACCAGUGUCAAUCUUAGAAUAUUUUCAUCAUUCCCAGAAGAAACCCCGUAUUCAUUAGCCAUUGUUUCUCAUUUUUCUCCAAACCCUCCCAGCCCUCGACAACCACCGAUCUCCUUUCUGUCCUGUGGAUCUGCCUAUUUUGGACAUCUCCUAUAAAUGGAAUCAUAUACCAUGUGGCUUUUUAUGGCAUCUUUCCCUUAGCAUAAUGCUUUCAAGAUUAUGCUAUGUUGUAGGUAUAUAUGCUCUGUUCCUUUUCGUUCCCAAAUAUGCCAUUAUAUGGGUAAUUAUUUUAUUGACAUUUUUAGAUUAUUAUUAUACCUUAUUUGUCUAUUCAUAAGUUGGUGGACAUUGGGGGAUAUUACUAGUUAGUAAUUGUGUGAGUUUAAUAUACAACACUGUGUAGGUUUAAGAUGUGCACUGUAUUGAUUCGAUGCAAUAUGAUCAACACUGUAGCAUUAACCAACACCUCUAUCUCGUCACAUCACUAUCCUUUCUUUUUUGUGGUGAGAACAAUUAAGAUCUAGUCUCUCAGCAACUUUCAAGUAUGUAAGAUGGUGCUGUUGACUACAAUCACUAUGCUGUGCAUUAGGUCCCUAGAACUUAGCUUCUUUUUUUUUUUUUUUAAUUUUUUUUUUUUAAGAUUUUAUUUAUUUAUUUGACAGACACAGCGAGAGAGGGAACACAAGCAGGGUGAGGGGCAGAGGGAGAAGCAGGCUUCCCGCCGAGCAGGGAGCCCGAUGCGGGGCUCGAUCCCAAGACCCUGGGAUCAUGACCUGAGCUGAAGGCAGUCGCUUAACCGACUGAGCCACCCAGGCGCCCCUAGAACUUAGCUUCUAACUGCAAGUUUGCACCCUUUGACCAAUACCUCCCCCAACCCCCCACCCUCAGCCCCUGGUAACCACCAUUCUACUCUCUGUCUUUAGGAGUUCAGCGUUUUUAGAUUCCAUGUAUAAGAGUGUUGAUCACAUACCCUGCAGACUUGCUGGAAGUCCUCCUUUAGCAUAGAUGCCAUUGAACUUACUUUAUAGGAUCAGUGACUAAUGUCCUAGCUCAUUUCUAAUGGUGUAUCUGCCCGAGUCCAGUGCUCACAUUCUGUUUCCUAUGCUUUCAUAAUUCUACAAGUAUUUGUAUGUAGAUAAGAUAGAUAUUAAACUGACCCAUUAUAUAUUAAUGCAGUAUCGCCCCAAAUCCCCAUUCUCUUUAGGUUUACCUUUCCUACACGCUAACUAACUAGGGAAAUAAUAUGACUGCUUGUUAAAAGUCACAACUUAGGAUGUGUCUUUCACUCCCAAACCAUCUUCUGUCUCUAAGUCAUCAUUGGAUUUUUCACCAUUCAUUCUAGCGGUUGUUUUUUUUCCUUAAACAUUUGAAAAUUGACUCAUUUCCUAAAGGCAGUGUAUCUCCCCAGCAAGAAUGCCUUCUUCCAUCAUUCUUGAUGCUAAAAUACAGCACUUGGGCCAGACCUGUAGAGUGACUGGAGAGUCCCUUCUAGUCUUGACACCUGUCCUACCCAUCCACCGACCACUUCUCUGAGGGCACUUCCCAUGGCUGACACCAGCGUCCCUUCUCUAGAAGCAGUAGGUGCCCCCGAGGAGCCUGCCACACAUGUGCGACAGCUCAUGUGAAAACAAAGUCUGAGUGAAAUGAUCUCUAGUAUGCAGCCCGCGGUUGGCUUGUCUCUCUGCCCCCAUUCUACUGCUGAUCCUGCCCUCUGUGUUGAGAACACCAUUGAACCUACCUGUAAACUCCAAAAUCUCUGGCCUCUCUAAUAUCUGGGGAGAGAGGUCACCUCUUCCUGUCUUAAUUCCUGUAUUUUUAAUUCCAGAUUCUGGGGACUCUCCAUGGCCCUGCUCUUUCAUGAACCCCUUCUUCUUGGUCUUCACCCACUUUCCCCAUCAUCCCUCUCCUUUUGCUGGACAGACAUGUCCAGGUCUCCCAGUCCUAACAGAGAGAACCCACCUUCACACUGUACUUUCCUUACAAGCUCGAAUAUACCUUUCUCUCCUCCCUGUCGCAGAAGUACUUUCUAAAAACAUGUUGUUUCCUCACGUAAGCAUUGUCUACCUCUGCCAGUAUAAAAGAUAAUUUUAGGUGGCAGAAUGAUGAAUUUUUAUUAUUUUAAUAGCUUUUUAUUUUGAUGCUUAGCUGAAGAAUACCUAGUACAUCAUUCCCAUGAUUUUAUUCAUAAAGUUGCUUAGAACAAGGUUAAGUUUUAAAGGUCAAUUUAAAGUAUAUUGAAAAAUAAAUAAAUCGGGGUACUGGUCAUACUCACAUAUGAUAAAAGUAGUCCCUGAAUGACUGAAAUAGGGGGAAACUUGGCAAUCUCAGGAUGGACUGUCCUUGGAACGCCCAAGGAGACCCACACUGCAGGAAGGCUAUGAGGAGAAGAGCUAAUGUGUUCAACGAGAGCUAAUCUAAUCCUCUCCCAGGUGCUGCUUGAGACCCUGCUGUGAAUGCACAGCAAUGACCAUGGGGAGAUAGGAUGGCCCAGGACCCAGACUAUUUGGGUUCACCUGAGUGGAUGUUCAGAUGUUUACUGGGCUGAAGCUUCAGCAAAUAGCGGCAUGCAUUGAGCACCCACCAGGGACCAACAGUGCACUAAGGUUUUCACAUUCACCCUUUGCAACAGCCUCAUAAGGGAGGUUCCACUGCAUCCCCACUUCAUAGAUGAGAACACUGAGUCUUGGGAAGCUAAGGCAUUGGACCCAAGAUCACUUGACUAGUAAAAGGAGGAGCAGAGAUUCAGGCAGGCUGGUUCUGAGUCAGCUCUGGGACCCACUGUGUUCUAGCUCAGAUCAUGAAGGCUCUAAUCCACGGGCCAUGUUACGUGGCGUGAGAACCUUUUUCUCCCAUGCCAUUCUUCCCCCAAAUUCACUACAAGAAAUAUUUAUGCAAAAUCAAUCAUGUGUCAGGUCGACUCCAGACAUAGAAGAUCCAGGAAGACCUAACUCACCUCUGCUUUCUGGGGAGAAUCAUGCAGACUAGUCAAGGAGACAAGUAAUGGCAUUACACUGUUCUCAGUUAGCAAAACACAUAGAGGGAGUCCUCGUUUUCUAUUAAUAUGGGUCCAGCGAAGCCGAGCAAUGGACAUUUUGCGAAGUCAAAUGGAACCUUUAUAAAAGACCAACAGAAAUGUUAUAGACAUAAAGCACUAAAAUCGUUUUUCCUAAAUCGUUUGUUGUCAUAAUAGAACCGAUCAGUUACAUCACCAGUUUUAAUGUGGUUUUUGACAACUUUCCCAGGAUUGGAGUUUGGGAGUAUUUGGAGAUUUCUGUGAUAUUGAACAAAUAUCUGAAAAACGAUACUGAAAGUGUUGGCUGCGUGUAAUAGCAUCUCAAUAAGAAACAGACGGUACGCUCACAUUAGGACAGUUGUAGGGGGACCUAUUUUAAAGGUGAAUUGCAUGGGAUGGGGGUGUAAUCCAAGCCAGUGAGAACAGAGCUGUUAUCAUCCCCAGCCCUAGGGAAUGAGGGAACAUUCUGACCUGGAAGGGGAGUCAUGCAGAGAGGGAUACUCUGGGGGGAACAGAGAUCUUCAGGGUGAGAUACGACCAGCCCAGGGCAACUCGGAAGGGAAUGAUGCAGGGGAAUAAGCACCCUGACCUCACCCACCUCCCCCACCUUCUGAUCUCUGAACUCACUGGGAAGUCAGAGGGCUUGUGCCAUCCAUUCAGGCCAGCCUCCAGUGACGGGGAGCGGGGCAGGCCGUGCUAAAGGCUCAAGCUGAAGAUAGUCCAUGUACAUUGGGAACCUUCUCUCAUGUUCUCGCUGCUGUUCCCUAAAUCAAAGACGGACUCCUGGGGCGUCUGGAUGGUUCAGUCGGUUAAGCGCCUGCCUUCGGCUCAGGUCAUGAUCCCAGGGUCCUGGGAUCGAGCCCCGCAUCGGGCUCCCUGCUCGGCGGGAAGCCUGCUUCUCCCUCUCCCACUCCCCCUGCUUGUGUUCCCUCUCUCGCUGUCUCUCUCUGUCAAAUAAAUAAAUAAAAUCUUUAAAAACAAACAAACAAACAAACAAAAAGACGGACUCCUGUGCUUUGAAUGGGAAAAACAAAAGCAAAACCUUAGUCCAACCCCUUGGCCUGAAAAUUCUGGGAUUUUGGCAGAAUCAACACUAUGUUUCAAAUGUAUCUAACUAUAAGGACAUUUUUCUCAAGGUAGAGAAUUUCUUUGCAUCCAUUUAACCACUACAAAUGAAUAACUAUGUAACCUUUAAGAAGAUUCCUAGCAUUUCCAUUGGUUUCUAAACUCAGAGAUACCUGCUUUUGGCAAAGUGAAGACUGUUAGUAUUUUUUUAUUCAGGCCUUUAAAGAAACCAUGUUUUCUCUUCUGAAAAAAAUUAACUAUCAGUAUAUGUGCUACUAGGUUCACUAAUAUUUGACUAAAUACUGUAACAUCUGUGUAGAAAACAUAGUUUUCUCAACUCUCAAACCCAACUAGAGUUUCCUGGGUUGUGCAUUUUGCAUUGUCAAGGUGUGAAGAGCAUCUGAGUUGGAACCCAUGCCCCCUUCAAGAUAUGAGUGGAUCCAGGUCAAUGAAUUGUUUCAAGGUAGAAGAAGUUUAAUGAAUACACCUCGGGCUGUGUGUUCCUCCAUUAGCAUUUGUUAUUACAAAACCAUUAGUCUGUCUCCGAUGCUUUCCCACAUACUGAUGGUGUCAAAAGAAUGACAGGUCUCUCAUUAAAAAUGCAUAAUAUCUUGCCUCCUGCCUCCUCUCAAACUCCGACUUAUCCUACUGUAAAUAUACCCCUCCAUGAGACUCUGCUGCAAACCAGCUGGAUCCUAUCCAGAAUAUCUACUUUCUGUCACAUCACCAUGUGGGCAGUCUAUAUAUCCAUAGCUAUAAUAUAUACGGAUUUGAGCUGCAAAGAAUUUGAGUCACCUCUUUAAUAACCGUGGGAAUUUCGCAUCUCAAAAAAUUCUGAAAAUGAUGUAAUGAUAUCAUGUAACAGCAAUUUAAUUUGCUAGGUAGGGAUUAAGAGCCGACAAAUUCCCUCUCUUUAAGUUCCCUUAAUUCUAUCUGUGCAAGUCAGAGCAUUCCACAUAUUCCCCAGCUUCCCAGCUGAUGUGCUAAAAAUGGUUUCACCAUACUCCUCUCAGACAUGCAACGAGCUAGACGAAGCUGUUGAGUUACUUACAAUCUGUUUACAUCACAUAGAAGGUUGGUUAAAUUGAAAUAAGCAUGUUUCUUAAUUAAGGAACAAAUUAAUUUUUAAAGAAGCGCUGAGACCCCCUUGGGUUACUGCGGAUAAGGGACUGAGCACGUGGUCUGUGGUUGUCUGUGUAAUUCUUUGCAGGGAAGGUCUGAAGUAUGCAGUGACACAGACAAUAGCAGCUUUGGGACCAAAUAUUUGUGGAUUAAAAAUUGUAGUCGUUCUGCGGAUGUCUGGUGAAUAUCUAUUGUGUGUGAGGAGCUGGGCUGGGGCCCCGGGGAACUUGAAGACGAGUACAACAGGUCAGACCCUUAACAGAGCUUAGGGUAAAAUGAAGGAAACAGCUUCACGUAUACAAUACUUAACAAAAUAUGCUAAAUGCUGGAAGAGAGAUUAAUAAAAUACCCCAGGAGCAUACUGAGAGCAAAGCAAGCUGAGGGGAUGAGGGCAUGGGGCAGAGAAAAGACCCCAAAAUCUCCCAGGUAGAAGGUGAUGGGUCAGCUGAGUCUUGGGAAAUGAGCAGGAAUUUUCUGUGGCUGACACCAGCAAGCUUGUUCCAGGCACAAAGAAUAUCUACGCAAAGACCUGAAGGAGUAAAGCAUGAUUUGAGAACACAGAUAAAGAGAGUAUGACUUGGGCAUAAGCUAUGGGGAUACCAGGAGCUGGAAAAGAUAUGGAGAGGCCAACAUGAUCCAGGUGACAAAGAGAGUCAGGCAUCAUGAGAAGUGGGCAUGUUAGGACUUUUUUUGGCUCCUAGUGACAGAAACCCAACCCAAGUUUAAGCAAAAAAAAAAGAAUUGUACUGGUUCAUUCAUUUAAAAGGCCAAGAGGGACUUCAGGAAUGGCUAUAUCUAGGUGGUCUAUUUAUGUCAUCGGGGACUAUUCCUUGCCUCUACUUUCCUCAGUGUUGGCUUUCCUAAGGUGGUAGCAAACUACAGUGGUCACCUGGCAUUUUCCCUACUACUUUAGCAACUCCAAAACACCCCUCAUACUUAUGAAAAUAUUAUUUACAUAUAAUUCCAUUCAGAGUCCUAGGUAUGACUCUGUUGGCCCAGCUGAAGUUGUGUGCCCAUCUCUGAAAUGAUCAAUGUGUGCACAGGUGUGGAGGAGUCUGAGUGGCCAGAUCUGAGUCCUAUGUUCACUGCUAGAGUCAGGCAUGGGGGACAGGGGAUAUCAGCCCUCCCUGAGCUACAAGGACUAAGAGAAGAAAAAAGGGUGGUAACCCAAAGGAAAAUAAGAAUGCUCUUACCCAGAGCAAGGGAACAGGUGCAGGGCUUAGAGAGAAAUGAAGAACUACUACGCGAAGAAGUGUAGAUGAGAGCUCUCGGUGAGUUUCAAGUGGAAUCAUGAUAUGGACGUAUUUGCAGUGGAAAGAAAUUAUGGUGGCUUCAGAGUGGAGAAUGUGUGGAAGAGAGGAGGAGAUGGACACUGGAUGGGGGGCUACACUGUCAACAAGGACCCGGUCUGAGGUGGUCAGGGUGGAGAUAGUAAGCAGGAGGUGUAUUUUGGAGAGAUUUAGGAGGUAGAAGAGAGGGACUUGGGAGUCUCAGGUGGAUUGUAAAGCGCCACAAAUUCUUUGAGGGUCCAUGUCCCCUCCCUUGGAAUGUAGGUGAGCUGUAUGACUGCCUUGACUGACAAAAUAUGGUGAAAGUGGCCCUUUCCUGUUGCCAAGUCCAGGCCUAAAGAAAUGAGCAGAUUUCAAUUACUUUCUCUUGCAACACUGGCUCUGGUGGAAGACCGCACCACAUAAGUAGUCUAUCUGGAGGCUGUCCUUGGAGAAGCUCAGACCAUAUAGAGAGGCCUUGAAUGAUGAGAAGUUAUUUGGAGAGAGAGGCCAUAGAACAGCAGGGUGCCAGCCAUGUGACUAGAGGAGCCAUCACGGAAGAGAUUCUUCACCCCCAGCUGACCCCACAUGGAUCUGAGAUGAGCCAACCAACUGAGCUCUUCUUGAAUCUUGACCCACAAAAUCUUAAGCAAAAUAAAAUGGUUGCUUUAAAUCAUUAACCAUGGGGGGAGGGUAUUUUUUUCUGCAACACUAAAUCACCAUAACAGGAACUGAAUUAAACACAAGCAAGAGGGAAGGGUUGAUGUUACAAAGUAAUGUCAAGGACUAUAGCAAAUGUUGACCAAUGGCAAGACAAAAGCUUAGAGCACGCAUCUAGCUCGCCCUGCCAUGUGUCCCUAAGAAGCCUGGUCCACCCCUCCCUCUCCUUGCUGAGCCCCAAAGCCUGUCUCUCUGUCUGUGGGUGUACAUUACAGACGUGGGCUGCAGUCUCUCCUCCUCCCUGGAUUCUCUCUUUGAUGGACUAUCGAGCUCUUUGUUGAGCUUUACUGUGAGUCAAGGGGACUGUCAGUCUUCCCAUGGCUGUAUUUCAUUCAAGCCCUUUAAUGUGCCCACUGGAGGUGACACAUCCUCUCAUAUGCGAUCACAGACCACAAAUGAAAAAAUACAACAGAAGUUAUUGGAUCCAGAAGCUGGCGAUGCUUUCUAAGCUCCCCCUGAUAGCCUCUUGUUUCCUCCACCUGAUGAUGACUCUCACAUUUAUGGUAUUGCUUGAAAAUUAUAACCAGAAACUUUUGUUUGGGGGUCAGUAGAGGAGGUCUUAGAAAAGUCAAAGGUAGGACAGGUGAGACUGGUCUUUGUUCUGGUAUCAAAUUAUCUGGUGGGAAGACCCUGGCACACAGCUAAGCAAUGAGGCACUUUAUAAACAUUAGAAAAAGGUGUCCCCUCUGGGCAGAUUAAUUACCAAAAAAAAAAGUGUCCCUCUGGAUAUACACAGCCCAUUAAGGUCUUGGUUUAAUAAGUGGCAGUUGAAUUGGUAUAAAGAAAAAUAUACCUCUUCCUCCAAGAAGUAAGAGGAAGGCAGGCUGCUCAUGAGUACUUUUGGGACCCACAACCACGUGAAAGAGCUUCCAAGAAGCAUGCCUCCCAGCAGCAACAGAGACAGCAACAAUUUUGCCAUCAUCACCACCAUUCACUGAGCCCCUACUAAGUGGUGGGCAUGAUGGUAGGCUUUGCAUGUAUUCAUUCUAAUCCUCAAAACAACCCUGAAAUACAGAUGCCUCUGUCCAUGACACAUCUAGACUGUGAAUCUCUGUGCCUUGCCUGGAAAUAUUGUAGGACUAGCAUUGGGAGAGACUUGACUUUGUACCCCUGUGUGGCUCCCUUUAAAGUAGAGAGCAGCUUCUUGGGGAGGUCCACCGAGAAAGGCCCACACUGGGGCCAUGACUUUGUGGUCAUACUGGCUCACAGAGGGACAUUAUUGCAUUCUAGUGAUGAUUAAUGACAUUUUGUGUGACUGUUGUUUUACUUCCCAUCCCUCAAAAAUGGAUCCCAUUGAGUUGGAUUGGCCACAUCUUCAGGUAGGAUCUAUGUGGACAAGGAGGUAAUGCAGCAGAGUGGAGUGGUUAAGACUCUGGGCCAUAUAUGGCCAGAUUUGAAUCUCUACUCCCCUCUUAUUACUUGUCUGACCUGAGGCAGGACUCUCAGCCUCUCUGAGCCUCAGUUACUUCCUCUUUAAAUUGAGACAGCUAGAGUUUGUUUUAAGAAUGCUAUUAAUAAUGCCUUUGAUUUUUAGUAAAUUCACUACACAGUCAUUAACACUACCCAAAGGUUGGUCCAAACACCCCAAUUAGUCUAGGACUCAGCUAGUGUUCAUAGUCUUCUAAGUUCACACCAUUCAUUGGCUCGUGCUGAAUUUGGGCUCAACUGGAAACUUGAGUGUAUAUUUUAUAUGAUUAGAGCCAAGAUGGAUCUCUCUCCACUUAGACCUAGUACAUGCAUAUGUUUGUGUAUAUAUUUGUGUGUAUACAUAUGCUUAUUCCUGAUGUCAGAUUUACCCAUAAUAAGUUUUAUUUAAUUAGCUUCAUGAAAUGGAAAGAAUUUGAUGUCUUAUCUCUUUCAUCUGGCUUACUGCCAAGUAUUCUUACCUCCUUUUAAAAAAAAAAAUCAUAAAAUCUCAAAAGCACAUAUUCUGAAUCUUCAUCAAAGUCAUAGCAGUUGUAUAUGGUUUAGGAGGGCACUGACCACAUCUGUCAACUAACAAAUAUUAAUUAGAUACCAACCAUGUGUCAAGAACUAUUCCAUGUGCUAUUGACCCGUCAAUGUCCAGUGUCCCCCUUGGUGCCUGGUAAAACGUCGCUGAAAAACACUGGAUGGGUAGAUAGAUGGGUGGGUGGAUGAUGAGGUUAUUGAAUAAAGUUCUAGAUCUUGGUCACAACACAAGAGAUCCUUGCCUAGAAAUUAACACUGUUCUCAUGAAUUUGACUGUACAGUUAUAAUUUCACUUAAAGGUAUAAUCUCCCAGCCCACAUUUUUCCCAUUGUUCCAUCAUGUAGUCAUGAGAGGGGUUUUCAAAUACCUUCCUGAAAUGAUUACACUGCAUCUUUGUCAUUCUCCUGGUUUAUUAAUCUUGUAACAACAGGCUUCAAAAAAGAAAGAAACACACUUGUGUACCGGGAGACAUGGGAGGAGACCCACUGUUGUCUGUUGAUCAGCUUGCUUGUGGUGGUUAUUUCACAAUGUAUACACACACCAAAACAUCAAGUUCUGUACCUUCAAAUGACACAAUUUUUGUUGAUCAUACCUCAGCAAGGCUGGGAAAAAAUAAUUUUGUUUGCAUGUGAGAGUAGAAUGUCAUGCAAAAAUAACUUUUAAAAAAAAUGUGUGUUUUCUGGUUAAUACGCCAUGUUCUACUUAUUUUCCCUGGAUCUUCAAAUCAUCAUAAGGAUGAUGGAUCAGCCUCAUGUCCCAUAUUGUGGGUAUAGCUCUGAUAUAACAGCAUAUUGUUUACCUAUUUUAAAAUUUAUCUGUGUUGUAUAGAGAAUGUGAAAAUAUAAGAAUCUAUUGAGUUCUUUUCACGUUUCUUUCUGAAAAUAAUGAGUCUAUAGACUGUUGAAAUAAACAGAAGGAAUAACCUUAACUUGCAAAAAUAAAUAAAUAAAUAAAGGCAAUACAUUGGAAAUUUCCUAAAUAUACAUCAAAAGGGACAUGGCUAAAUAAAAUUAAAAUAAUUAAAUGUUACAAUGCGAUUCAAAGGAGUGAGCCAAAAAAAAAAGGAGUGAACCAAAUAAUUUGUGUUUAUAUCUAUAUAGUCAAUGAAGAGAUAGGGCUCAGAAAUAAGACAGUCAACUUCUGUACAUACUCCAUAUGAUACAAUUUAUAAAAAUUUAAUAAAAACAUAUAUAUGACGUAUUACCUCAUGGAGACAAAUAUAUGCCCAGGAUGACCUGAGAUGGGCCAUGCUGGCCAGUUACAUGCUCUGGUACUGUGGCUAGUAGUCCUGACAAGGCUGGUGGUAAUGGAACAGGAAGUGAUGGAUGAAAGGAUGUACCUCGAUCUGUAAUGUUUUAUUUCUUUUGAAUAAAAUAAAGGCAAAGCAAAUAUGACAAAAUGCUAAAGUUGGCAGAUCCAUAUGGUGGGCAUACAGGUUUUUAUGGUAUUGGUUUUUUGUACUUUUCUGUGCUUUCUGAAGAUUCUCAAAAUAAAGAACUGGAGAAGGAGGUUAGCCCUUUCUGGUUACUGAACAUUGGUCUAUUCUUUCUAUUUUUUGCACCCAGAUAUAUUUUUCGGAAGACAUAACAUGAGAGAUGGAGUUGAAACCCUCCUAUCUACCUACAUCACUUAGGAUUAAGCUCAGCUGCAUGUAACAGAAAGCCAUCUGAAGUCACGUGAGAAGUUUGUUUUUCUCACAUAAAAGACAUACAGAGAUACAAUAGGGCAGUCUCACGGUGCCAUUCAGGACCAGGUUCUGCCCCCUCCACUCACAGCUUCCACCCUCGAGGCCAUUCGUGGUUCGGGAUGGCAGAUGCAACGCCAGCCUUCACAUCCACACUCUGGACCCGCAGCCCCUGCUCUCCCCAAGCUGCAUGCACCUCUGCUUCCUUCUCAUUAGCCACCCUUAAUCAUGUGACCACACAGCUGCCGAGGAGACAGGGGGACGUGAUGCUUCAUUAGGGGGAGUGACCUAAGAUUUGGGGUGGUUUUGUGUUUUCUGGCUUUGUUUUGUUUUUAAUUAAGGCAGGAGAAAAGAUUGUAUGUAACCUGUAUAUCCUUCUCCUCUGUGGGAUUACUUAUUCAUUUUUAAAAUAUCAGUAUGGACUCAUGGGAUUUGAAUUUUAGUCAUUGGGUUGUUUUCUGUCUCUAUCUUUAUUUGUAAUGCCGUGCUUAAAUUAGGCCAUAUUUGGCCAGUGGAAGCCAAAUACUGGUGCUUUUGAUCAUUUAUCAUUUUUUUUUUAUCACUUUCUUACUUACUUGUGAAAUAAGAUAUUCUAGGAUCAUAUUGUACUUUCCCCGCACUGACCCUGGAUGGAACAACUUGGUUCUUUUAGUGGAGGGUAGUAUUUAGAAAUCAAGGCCUGGGUGGUGCGCUCAUUAUUACGGCUCGGAUGUCAUUGUUUCUAAACCCUCAGCAGACAGAGUGAAGAGACACACACAAAUAUAUACUCAUGUGUACGUAUACACAUCCAUGCAUGGCGUAUGUCCAUAGAGGCAUGCAUCUCUAGCCGUACUCUACCUGUGUUUUUAUGCAUAUACCACAUUUUAAAACACAAGUUCAGACUAAUAUCUGCAAUUCCAAUCCAGUGUCUCAGGGCUUUUUCCAGCUGUCGCACCUUUCCAGGCUUGUACAUACCUUCUGCAACAGUGAGGAACCUGACAUUAUCCUCAGCUGAAUUACUAACUGGCUUGAUCAAGUCACUCGGUGUGACCAGUCUCCCAACCAUGCCAGUCAUCUUGUCCGCCUUCUACGUCUGCUUCACCCCUCUCCCUGGCACUCUCCCUUUGUCCCAUGCACCCAUCAGGUCUCCAUCAACUCCUCCAGCCAGUGAGGAAAAGGUGUAGGUUAAUCAGGUAAAUGCAUAGACAGCAAUGUGGGAUCACUAGGAGGAUUAAGCCAAAUUAGGAGCAAUCCAAGGAGGCUUCCUAGAGGAAGCUUGUUAAUGCUAACACCAGGAAGGAAGAAGAAUGUAUAUUCUAGGCAGAGGGGCAGCUCAGACAAGGGCAUGGGAGGGAAGGAAGCCUGGCGCCUUCUGAGACAGGUACAUUGUUCAGUGCAGCAGGAGCAGUAGAAGUAGAGAGAGGAGAGCAGUAGAGAGAAGGCUGGACAGGUGAGCAGGGCCAGAUGGUGAAAAGACUUAGAUGUAUCAGUUUGGAUGAAACUGUUGGUUGGAAUCUUUCAUUUCUCUCUCUUCACACACACCCUUGGCUUUUAGAUUUUCUGAAUACCCUCAAAUGAACUCACCUGUCAUUUCCAAAGUUCAUCUCCAUCUAUCUCAUGAGACAGGAACUCUGUCUUAUUUACCACUGUGCUCCAUCCUCUAGGAAAACGCCUGGCACAUAGUACAUGCUCAGUAAGUAUUUGAAUCACCAAUGUGUAUUUUUAUUUCAAACAGACUCUUCUAGUCCGCUGUCAAAAGCAGGCAGUUGGCAAAGCUCAGCCAACUCCCUGCUCAGGCAGCCCUACCGUCUACAUUUGCAUGGAAAGUGUAAUGGGUCAUGAAAUUGCAUCCGUUAGCAUGCAGAUGCUUAUAAAUAUGUUUUGCAAACAUUUCAUCCUAUGAAAAUAUAGGACCAAAGUACAAAAUUCUUAAGAGGCAGCAGCUGAAAGUAUUAGUUGAAAUUAGAGAAUAUCAUCAUUUCCAUUAAGUAGUACCAAAUUGUGUAAUGCAAGUAACAUCUUCAUGUUAAUUCUAAGAAACUGUCUGCCUCAUUAUGCAAAUAAGGCAUCCCAUGAUUUGGAUACAGAAUAACCCCAGUGAUAAAUGAACCCCCUAUUGUAAUAGCUUCCCCAUUACAAUUCCCUCCUUGGCAAAAUGACUACAAGCAAGGUGGCCUAAUCACAUUUAAGAGGCCCAUUUUAUCAGUCAGCAAAAGCUCAGCUAUGCUACAAUAAUAAACAAAUCAACCUCAGUGUCCUAACAGUAUAAAGAAAUUUGGGAUACAAAUAGGGCUACCCUCCUUCGUCUUGUAGUUACUCUAUCUAGAACAUGUGGUCUCCAGGGUCACUUACAUCAGAGGAAGAUGGGUGGCAAUGACAUUAGGCUUUUACCUCCCUCAGCCCAGGAGAGAAAUCUACUUCUGUCGCCAACCCGAUGGCCAGGACUAGUCACGUGGCCCCACGCUAACUGCAGGGGAGGCUGAGGAGCAGGGAAGCAUGCGGAAUGUUUGGUGAACACAUUCCCAGCAUGUCUCACCAGCCUCAGCUUGGACUGAGGGGAGGAAAGAACUGACUUCUUUCUAAAUUGGGACGCACCUGAAGCUCCUUCGGGUAGUUUUGAGGAUGCAGUUGAUCAAAUAGUAUAGAGUGUGAGCUUUGAUGACUGGUAUCUCCAUUUCUAGCUGCGGGUGCUAGGACAAUCACUUUAGAUUCCAGAGCCUCUCUGUCCUCAUCUGAACAUGGAAACAGGUACAUGUUCAGUAAACAGGUGCUACUAUUUGAAGUGAUGCUCGAUGCAGAAUCCCAUGGGAUCCUUUUCCAUGACAGGAAUUAAUCAGCCUUUCUCAGUGUGGAGAAAGAAUGUGUGGUCAUGGUCUCUUGACCAAAUCCUCAGCAGAACUCAGCAUCCAGGUAACCAGCCCUGGGCCACUGGCCACAGAGAAUAAGAUUCUAUAGUGGAAUGUUAGAGGCAGAGAUACUAUUUAGAGACACGUACUAACCUUGCUUUCUUCCCAUGGCUCAAGAUGGGGCUCUCUUAAACUCUCUAAACUAUAUUUCUUGUGUAAGUUCUUCUCAUAUGCUGCUAAAGCUCACCUAUAAAAGAAGGGUUAGGUGGCAAUAAGUGGGAUUCUCAGCUCCACCUAUCCUACUUUGGUAGUGUUACCAGCAAAGCCCUCCAGGGCUUUAGGACUCUAGAAGCCAAUUUAAGCUGCAGUAAAACAUGGCAUCCUUGCUUUGUGUGGCCACUUCUAUGGUAAGAUUUUGUAUCUUUAUCUGAUUUUAUGAGAAAUUAUACAUUUUAGGAUUAUGUUGGCUAUACAUAAUAAGAAAUAGGACCACUGUGGCUGAAACAAUUUGGGAGUUAUUUAGUGGCUUCCGUUGAGCCUCACAGUAAUGUCAUUGUGAUUCUCUUCACUCUGUCCCUCGGGACUUCAAGACGGCUGCCUCAGCUCCAGCCAUCACAUCUGCAUGCAAGGUAGAGGGGGUGGGAAGAGGUGGUGUCUAUCUCACCUUUUCAUUACAUCUGGAAAGCCCAAGAUUCCCCGAAUCAUCCUUAAGCCACUGUUACAAUAGACUUCUCCCAAUGUCUCAUUGGCCAGAGCUAUGUCAUAUACCCACACCUAAGGGAUGGGAGAGGAUGGAGAAAUUAAAUGUUUGCUUCUUUAGACUCUCUCAUAGAGGCAGGAAAGGAAGAACAAUGACCUGGAAUGGGUGUUAAGUCAACCAACCUACAAUGUUUGCCCCAGGAACUUACCCAAAUAUGUCAUGUGGGAGGGAGAGGAGGCAUGGCAUCCAUUCCUUUGCUCACCAGAAAAUACUGCAGUCAAUUCCCUUAACUCUGCAAUUCCUCAGUUUAGGGUUAUCUCUUCUACAGGAAGAUGUGGGCUGGAGGGUUCUUAUUCUCCACUGAGAGCCAAAUGCCUGUGGCAGCUCUCGGCUCACUUCUGGUUGUUUACUAUUUUCCAACUCACUGUGACUCUAGAAAGUAUUGGGCCUCAGUGGAGCUCAAAAUGGAUAUUAGCUCUUGGGUGCAUUUUAUUGAUUUGGGCACAGGAGGGAAAUUAUACUGCUGAGGAUUGUCACCCUGGACAGUUAAAAUCCAAAGUAAAUGAACUGAACAAACCUCCCCCUUAAAUAGUGCUCAGAAAUCAAAGAGCUGAAAAAUGUAAAUGGGAUUCAUUAAGAGCUGCAGAAUUAGCUUUCUUAUGGCGCUCUGGUACGGUUUUCUUGCAAAUCUCAAGAACUUGAGCUCAUGGCAAGUUCGGGGCAUGGUUAAGAAUGGCUGAGUGGACAAUGGAUGCCAGUGAAAGAAGCUCCUUAAUACGCCCGCCUUAGGAUGUCCAGUUGCCCCUAUAACAGUCCCCCCACCACCACUUAAGCUUUCCAGCCCCUUCAUCUGCCCUGGGACCGUGUUUACACAGCCAUGGCAAAGUGCUAGCUGGCAUCAAUUUUCAUUGUGCUCAUUUUAACACACAGGAGUUGAAUAUUCUGGAAUUUCUGCUGUGUUUAGGUUUUUGCCUUCAAAGUCUGCAAGAAUAAUUAUUGGUUCACCUUCCUCUGGUGGACUGACUCACUGGGGUUUAGUGAUCAGGCCUGGGCGUUUGACUGCCACUCUGAGUGAUACCAGCAUGGAUGGCAGAUGCAUUCUGUUUGGUCUCUGCCGUGUUCUGAAAAUAGAUUUCAUUUCAGAAUCACAUUUCUGUCUCCUUUGGGGAAAAGAGGGGAAGAUUUGAUGAUGCUGGACAAGUGUUUACAGCGGGGGGCCACCACUGGGGCUGGGGAUGAGCAGCCACUGCCUGCUCGGAUCAGGGCAGCCCCAGUCCCCACCGUGCCCUGUUGCCUUCCAUUCUGCCAUUGCCGCCUCUUCUCUCCCCCUGCCUGGUCACCAUGGGCAUGGCCCUGGUGUCCCCUGUUCCGGAUGGCCUCCCUCACGCAGCCGUUUCUAACUGCACCAGGGGAGUUUGUGUGGUGAACCAAGACCUCUUCUGGCUUCUCUCCAUCCUCUCAAGCCUUGUUCCCCAUAUGGUCUGGAGACAGUGGCCUCAGAAUCCCCCAGGAGUUGUUAGAAAUGCAGAAUCCAGGGCUCUGCCACAGACUUACCAUAUCCGAGUCUGCAUUUUAACAAGAUGUCCAUAAAGUGGGAGAAGCUCUGGUCUAAAGCGGAGUGUUUCAUCCUUGGCUGACAGUAGAAAUGACAGACCGGGGCACUUGGGAAAAUCCACCUCGCAGGCCACACCCCAAUACCAAUCAAAUCCUGCUGGGUGGGGACCUGAGAACCCAUACUCUCAGCAGGGGCCCCUGGUGCUCUGGUGUGCAGAUAGGUUAAGAAAGUUCUCCUCAACAAGCCAGUUCUCAGAUGUGGAUAUGCAUCAGAAUCAUCUGGGUGGCAUAUUUUUUUUAAGAAAACAUUGGAUAAACAUUGCAGAAAUUUAGAAAAGUCAAAUAAACAAAACUAAGAACACAAAAACACCCAUGGUCACCCCAUCCAGAGACGAACAUGCUUAACACCAUAGUAUGUGACUUCUGUUUUUAAACCUGCUUUUCUCAGUUGGCAGUAUCCAUUUUUCUAUUAGAAAAAAAUAUAUAUUCGUUUUCCCCAGUUGACCCAAAAUGUCCUCUACAAUUAGUGGUUCUGUCUAAACUGAGAUCCACUCCAGGACCACACAGUGGGAUGCUAAGGGACUGGCCUAUUUACUGGACACUAGGGCCCAUCUUUUGGACUUAUCUGGUCCCUUCCCCACUGUGCUACUUAGCUUGCUGCUCUAUCCUGAGUGAUUUCUUUUUAAUGCACCUUCCAGGACUCCACUGGCACACUGGGAAUUAGUCUUCCGGGACUGGGGCCUGGAAGUCCACAGUGUGUGUACUUGCCCAGUUGGGUCUGAGCUUGAGAACUAAGGCAUCCUGAUUCAUUUGGCCAAGAAAGAUAACUCGGUCCCUAAACCUACCAGAACCAUUGCCUCAUGUUUCUGGAUGCAGAGAUCACAAUAUUGUGAUUUAUGAGAAAAAUAUAUAUU